UUUUCAGAACAUUUAUUAUGGUUCUACGCAAUGGUAGCGCGUUAUCAGAAUCUUUGGCAUUGAGUGCAGCUUCCGAUGAACCUAGCACUUCACAACCAAUUCGUGUGGAUGAAUUAGACCAUUAUGAUGAAGAUUGGAUUAGACCAUUCCCCUUGAAAGAUGGAGUUAAGAUUCGGAAAGGAGAGAAAUUCUCGGAUUAUUAUACACUCUAUGAGGAGAUUGGUGAAGGCAAAUUUGGAAAGGUCUAUAGAUGCAUUGAAAAAGCAACAGGACUAACUUUGGCAGCUAAAUGUAUCAAAAUUCGAAAAGAUACCGAUUUUGAGAAGGUUGAGAAGGAAGUCAAUAUAAUGACACAAAUGAGGCACAAAUGUAUAGCCCAAAUAUAUGAUGCAUUCGCAACUGAUUCAAACGAUGUGAUUCUUAUAAUGGAAAUUGUACAAGGUGGUGAACUGUUUGACCGUGUAGCUGAUGAUAGCUAUAUUUUGACGGAAAUGGCUGUAGCUCUAAUAAUGUUUCAAAUUUGUGAGGCAAUUCGCUACAUUCACAGUCAAAACAUUAUUCACUUGGAUUUAAAACCAGAAAAUAUUAUGUGUGUCUCUCAAACGUCUAACAAAAUUAAACUUAUAGAUUUUGGGCUUGCACAAUGGUAUGAUGGUAGCAAAGAUUUAAUGUUUAUGGCUGGAACUCCUGAGGCAAAUAAUUUUUUUAUAAAUUAA
Messenger RNA from Meloidogyne enterolobii, 716 nucleotides. NCBI's taxonomy places the organism in Eukaryota, Metazoa, Nematoda, Chromadorea, Rhabditida, Meloidogynidae. The record is from the annotation of a GenBank genome assembly.